CCUCAUUAAACUCCUUUUACCCAACACAAAACCCCAGGCAAGCGAAGUAGCCCUGAGAGUGUUCUCCAUGGCGAAGAGGAUCUUGGCUGCCCUCCAUCACCACUUGAUCCGCCCUCAUCAUGCUCAUCUUCCUUCCCCCGCGGUUUCAUAUAGUCGACUGCUUUCAACAACCACUGUGACACCAUAUUCAAGUAAUGGUGAAAUCCCAUCUAAUUUGCUUAUGCCCAAGAAGUCUGUGUCGAUUGCAGAUCAUACUCAAGGAGUGUACCAGGAUCUGGUAAUCCCUGUGACGAAUUUUCAUUUUGAAGAUAAGGGACUUAUGGCAUUAGCUGGGGAUGUGUUUGAUGUACCAAUCAGGAAAGACAUUGUGCAUAGAGUUGUGAGAUGGCAGCUUGCCAAGCGUCAACAGGGAACCCAUUCCACUAAAACAAUCAGUGAAGUAAGUGGAACUGGGAGAAAGCCGCAUCCGCAGAAGGGUACUGGUAGAGCAAGGCAGGGAUCAAAACGUAGUUGUCAUAUGAGAGGAGGUUCUACCAUGCAUGGUCCUAAACCACGGAGUCAUGCCUUUAAGCUAAACAAAAUGGUUCGGCGUUUGGGCUUGAAGAUUGCAUUAUCAGCACGUGCCACAGAAGGGAAGCUUGUGAUUUUUGAUGAUCUGGAGGUCCCUACUCACAAAACCAAAAACAUUGUUCAUUGGGUCAAUGGGCUGGACGAUUCAAAGAAAUUGCUGUUGGUUGAUGAUGGUCCUAUUAAUGAAAAGUUGAAGUUGGCUACACAGAACAUACAUUAUGUUAAUGUGUUGCCUUCAAUUGGUCUGAAUGUGUACAGCAUCUUGCAACACGACACUUUGGUUAUGUCUCGUGGGGCAGUGAAUCGGAUAGUUGAGCGGAUGCACACCCCAAUCAAACGAGAAGGAAGCAAGGAUAUGGUAACGAGUUGAUUUUCUAUGCACAUCCCAAUCACUUGAUAUGAUUGUAGCCAUAUCUUUUCACGAGGCUUCAACCAUCAGACAAUUUUGCAGCUAGAAAUGAGAUUUAUUUUCAUAUUUAACCCUUUUCUCUUUAGCUUAGGAUGAAAUAUACGUGUAGUUGUGUCAACCACCCUGGUUGAACUGCGAGCAUGCAUUACUUAGAACAUCAUGUGGUUUUUCUUGAAGCUGUAAUUCGUUUUAGCUCAUCUGGUCAAUGAAUAAGGAACAACAUCUCUUGAGUUUGAUUUCAGAACUUGCUUUAUGA
Messenger RNA from Spinacia oleracea (spinach), 1235 nucleotides. RefSeq lists its product as uncharacterized. Gene Ontology annotation, cellular component: ribosome. Gene Ontology annotation, molecular function: structural constituent of ribosome. The transcript has 7 exons. The coding region runs from base 68 to 940 and encodes 290 amino acids. NCBI's taxonomy places the organism in Eukaryota, Viridiplantae, Streptophyta, Magnoliopsida, Caryophyllales, Amaranthaceae. Gene Ontology annotation, biological process: translation. The record is from RefSeq and is a predicted model, not a curated record.